Molecule: messenger RNA, 1306 nt
Organism: Theobroma umbraticum
Lineage: Eukaryota; Viridiplantae; Streptophyta; Magnoliopsida; Malvales; Malvaceae
Gene: LBD15
Product: LOB domain-containing protein 15
Source: RefSeq, a predicted model, not a curated record
UCUUUCUCUCACCCCUGAGCUCCCAUUGAAGCUCUCCCUCUCUCUCUUUUUCUCUCUCUCUCAGGGUACUGGUACUCCUUUUCGUGUCAUCAAAUUUUAAAUUCCAGGAAUCCUCGUACAUCAACUUUAACAAGGAAGAUCAGGACCCCAAAACAUCAUAAAACCUAAACCCAAUACAUAAGUUAAGCCUUUGCUGUUUCCUAUUCUCAACUGAUUAUAGCCUUUUUGUCUACUCCCAUUCUAUAAACAGUGGACCACACCUUUCCUCUGUAUAUCUUGCCUUUUAAGCACUCUUUUCCCCUUCUCUGAUUUUUCUUUUUUUUUUCUUCCUUCCUUCCUUCCUCGUCUUCUCUUCACUUCCUCUCUUCCUUUAUCUCUUUGAUCUCUCUCUCUCUCAGCUUGAGGAAAAUUGUUCCCCAUACUUGAGAGCAUGCCUGAAUGUCCAGAGAAAGGGAGAGAUUUGAUGAGGUAGGAAAGAAGAUCACGAGAGAAGUAGAUGUUUCUUCUCAUCACAUGGGAAGAAGACACAUGCUGGGUCCUCUUGGAACCCUAAAUACCAUCACACCUUGUGCAGCCUGCAAACUCUUGAGGCGUAGGUGUGCACAAGAAUGCCCUUUUUCUCCAUAUUUCUCACCCCAUGAACCCCAAAAGUUUGCUUCUGUUCACAAAGUGUUUGGUGCUAGCAAUGUCUCAAAGAUGCUAAUGGAGGUACCGGAGAGCCAAAGAGCCGACGCAGUGAAUAGUCUUGUUUAUGAGGCUAAUGUGAGGCUAAGAGAUCCUGUUUACGGGUGCAUGGGUGCAAUUUCAGCUUUGCAGCAGCAAGUUCAAUCUUUACAAGCAGAACUAAAUGCAGUAAGGGCUGAGAUACUAAAAUACAAGUGUGGAGAAGCUAACCUUAUACCAUCUUCUCACGUAACCUUGCUCUCUUCUGGGGCUGUUUCAGUUGCUACACUACCAUCAGCCCCAACACAGCCACCGCCUCCACCACCGCCUCCUCCUCUUCUUCCUACAUCCUCCUCUUCUUCCAUGUACAACCAACCUACCAGUGCUGCAGACUAUAGCACCAUUUCAAAUGAAAAUGUUUCGUACUUUGGAUAAAAUAUUCCUAGGAUGAAUCAAAUAUAUCCCCCCAUAUAUUUUUCUCUAUUAUGAAGCAAAUGAAAUAAAAAGAGGAAGAGAUGAAUAUUAUUGUUUUCAUUGCCUUUGUUUUAUUUAGAUCACUCAAUUACUGUCUAGCUUGCUCCACAAUUGAAGUUCACAUAUUGCCUUUUACCUAUAUUGUUGGUUGAUGUGUUUCUUUCUCCCA